This is a messenger RNA of Vitrella brassicaformis, 3187 nucleotides long. The record is from the annotation of a GenBank genome assembly. NCBI's taxonomy places the organism in Eukaryota, Vitrellaceae.
CACGAUCCGUCUGCGAGCUUAGCUGCAAUGGCCCAGGAAAACUCCGUGGGUUGACUAUUUUACCGAAGCGCACCGUAGCGCAGCGCAACAGCUUCAUUCAUGGGCGGGAGCGGAGGGUCGUGGCGGCUUCUGCUGCGCAAGGCGGGCGAAGCAGAAAGCGAAUUCGAAGGACUCCAGUUCAUCGACGCGGCCAUCGAGCAGAUCAUCAACAAGACCACACAAAAGACCAAGUUCACAGGCAGGAACAAGGCCAGCCAGCCCGCACACGAUGCCGUCAGCAUCGCGCAACUCGCCGCUGAGUGCUCCUCGGCAGUGGGCGACGAUGGCGGUGACGGCGAAUUGCUGACUGUGGCGGACCUGCUGAAUCGGCGGUGCGACAUGUUGUUGAGCAUGGAUGCCCGUCAGAGCGCCAGGGAGAGCUGCAGCGUGGCCAUAUCUUUUGUCGAGGGCGUCAGGAAGGGCCGGGAGGGCGGUGCUCAGGACAGGAAGAAUGACGAGCUGGACAGGCUGCUUGGUGAGACCGAAGAAGGCCCGACACCGCACUGUCGCUUGAUUACAUCCUGCGUCCAUUUCUCCCUCGUGCGGUGUGUGUAUGUGUGUGUGUGUGUGUGUAUGUGCGCAGAGCGGCUCCAGAAGCAGUUGGUGUCCAUCGACGUGGCGACGAAUGGCGAUGGAAAGGGCCAGCACACCGUCCCAGUGACCAUCAUUACAGGGUAUCUCGGUUCUGGCAAGACCACCCUCGUCAACCACAUACUGCGGAGCUCCGCUCACGGCCAGAGAUACGCCGUCGUCGAAAACGAAUUCGGAGAGGUCGGUGCAGAGAGAGAGACGAUGGCCCCCAACGCCAUCCCUGUCUGUCUGUCUGUCUGUCUGUCUGUGUGAGUGCGUGUCGUCAGGUGGGUGUUGACGAGGCGUUGCUCUUCCACCGGGAGGGGCCGAGUGAGUGCACAGACGACUCGCACGACCACCAUGAGGGCGAACCCGAUGCCGGCAGGGGUGUGACGGCGGAUGAGGUGGUGCAGCUGGAGAACGGGUGCCUCUGCUGCUCUCUAAGAGGUAGGUCAGACAGACAGACAGACAGACAUGGGAGCAUACCAGACGUUUCCAUGCGUGUGUUGCGUUGAAGAUGAUCUGGUUGUUGCUUUGCAUCGGCUGUGUGCGGCCGCGGCCGAGCGGCACCAGCCGCUGGACCACAUACUAAUCGAAACGACAGGUGCACACACACACGUACACACACCUAUAUGGUAUGGACAACCAACGAAACGGCACAGCAGGACAGGGGUCUUUGUGUCAUGUUUGUGGAUGCGAUGCGCACAGGUCUUGCUGACCCCUCCCCGGUCGCGCAGACGUUUAUCGCCGAUCCCACUCUCGCCAAACAGAUGCACCUGCAAGGUGGGCACCCAGCAUUAGGUGCCGAACAGCAGCCAGCCAGUCACUGGGAAACAAUACCAUCUCAGCUGAGGUUGCUCUGCUGUUGUCGUGCCUGCCUUUCUGCAGGUGUGCUGACAGUUGUUGAUUGCCGGACAAUCCGAAGGAGGCUGGCCGGCGGCGCCAACGAGGCCCUCCAGCAGCUGCUCUUCGCCAACACCAUCAUACUCAACAAGACAGGUAGGAUAGAUCCACACGUGCAGUCCUCACAAACAGAUGCCAUUAUAUAUGACUUUCUCUCUCCUCGAUGCAGACCUCGUGAGCGAGUCGGUGCUGGCCACGGAAAUCGAGUCGCGCGUGAGGGAGCUGAAUCGCCAUGCCGUCAUAGUCCGUGCGCAGCACGCCGCUGUGGACAUUGCCAACGUGCUGGGCUGCCGGCGGUUCUCCUUCGACCAGGCCACACAGCUGGAUCCAACACUGCUUAGGUACGUGACAGACGUGUCUGUCUAUGUGUGUGGAUGUAUGUAUGUGUGUGCGGGUGUAUGUAUGUGUUCAGCGAGCCUGUUGAUUUGCUGCCUCGGCAUGAUCCGUCGGUGUCCUCCGUCGUCAUACAAGAGGAUGGUGAGAUACACACCUGACCUGGGUGAGGGCGGUGUGUGGGUUAUGGGUUGUGUGUUCCAUGAUGCCUGCGCACAGGUGUGGUCGAUCUCGCCCGUGCGCGCGCCUGGCUGACGGAUGUGGUGCGGCCGUCCCCCACCUCCAUGUGGGUCAACUCCACCAUCUACCGAGUCAAGGGAUUCAUCUACACGCCACACACAGGUACACACCCUCCAUCCAUCCAUCCACCAUGUGUCACGUGUGUCCCUCCUUGCUUCGCUUCCAUCCCAUCAGGGGCUGCAUCAAUGUCUUGGGAGCGUCACAUAGUCCACGGCGUGGACGACAUGCUGACCAUCACGCCGCAGCAGCCAGAGGGCUUGGGGCAGGCAGACGCGGAUACAUCGUCUGAGAGGGCGCCCACGAACCGCCUGGUGUUCAUUGGGCGGCACAUGGGGGCCCACAAGCUGCGGCUGCAGAGAGGCAUGACCAGGUGUUUAGUCGACGACAGUGGGUGGACAUUUAUAUAGGGCUGCAUUUUUCUAGCUCUGGCAGUUCUCGAGCCCAAGGGGUGAGGGCUUGAGAAUCGCAGGUGUGUGAGGGGUGCAUGUCUGUCGAGUAUGCCGACCAUGCGAUGAGUGUACACGCGCCGGGGUGUUAGCGAUGAACGUACGUGCCAGGGGCGUGGCGUUGCACAGCGAGAUGGAUCCGUCACUGCUCUAUGCUAUGUGUGCUUGGCUGGAGGCCCGGCAAAGAGAAAGGACUUGCAUGAUGAAUGUAAUGUGCAUACCAUACAGCGGUGGGUGAUGAGGGCGUGAGAAUGUGAGAUCGAGUGGUCGGUAUGGAUUUUAAGGAAGGACGCACCGCGGCAACGGGGGCGGCCAUGCAACCUUGGCUCAUACAUACUUACGGGAUGGUUGCAUGACAUGGUCGUUUCUGGAGCAGUGGGGUGGAGGAAGGGGACUCGCGUCUUGCGUCGUGCUAAAGAUUCUUGGCGGCGUUUUGUUGCCGCUGUUACAGUGAGUGCAUGCCCCAGCUGUUGGUUGGCGGUUGGGGAACACCGUGACUAUUUGCUUUGGCUGUGCACGUCGCGACUGUCUACGGCGUGUAUGUCUGUGAAUGUCGAUAGAGAGCCCCGUCUCAGAUUUAACAGAGCGCAGGCAGUCACCAUUAUGAAACAGAUGGACAAAACGUACGUCUCAACGACACACGAUCUAAAUCUGCG